GUCGUGCCUUAUUGGAAGUUAGUGCUACCCAGUCCGUACGAUAGGGAUGGAAAAGAUUGCAAUUCUAGAUGCAGGUGCGCAAUACGGAAAGGUUAUCGACCGACGCGUCCGGGAGCUCUCUGUUUUUUCUGAGAUGUUGCCCAUCAACACUCCUCUCGAAACGCUUAUGAAAGCAGAUUACAAGGCUUUCAUAAUCUCAGGCAGCCCUGACUCAGUCUACCAGUCUAUGAGUUGCACAUGUGAUCCCAAACUUUUUGACGCAAACAUUCCUAUUCUGGGGAUUUGUUAUGGAAUGCAACUUAUCAACAAGGUCUUUGGUGGCCAAGUGAUGGAGGGCGACACUCGGCAAGAUGGCAUAUUUCAAAUUGACUGUGACACAACUUCUCCAUUAUUUGAAGGAUUGUCAAAACAGGAGCAUGUAUUGUUCACCCAUGGAGAUCACUGCAUCACUGCUGCAACAGGAUUUAAAGUCAUAGCCAAGUCUAGUUCCAACAUAGCUGCUAUCGCAAAUGAUGACAAACGACUUUACGGAGUUCAGUUUCAUCCUGAGGUGGAUCUCAGUACAUGCGGCUUAAGAAUCUUAAGAAAUUUUUUGUUCAAUAUAUGUAACCUGAAGGGAGAUUUUAAAAUGAGUGAUAGAGUAGAAUUGUGCAUUUCCAAAAUACGUGAAGCUGUCGGUCAAAAUAAAAUUUUGAUUUUACUGAGUGGUGGUGUCGACUCCACUGUAUGUGCAGCCUUGCUAUCAAAAACUUUGGAUCCAUCUCAAAUUAUUGCUGUUCACAUUGACAAUGGUUUCCUAAGAAAAAACGAAUCUUUAAGAGUAAUAGAAUCAUUAAAGUCAUUGGGAAUUAAAGUUCAUCUGAUCAAUGCAGGUCUUCGAUUCCUAUCAGGGACUACAAUGCUACACGUCGAUGUAAUGACGGAGGCUUUGGCACCUGCUUCCGUCAGUCCUGCUAAAGCACAGUCUGAUUCUGGAAUAAGCUCAGGAACAUCAGACGAGACAUCAGAUCCAAAUACUAAAGAGUGCAGAUCGACGUUAGAUUCAAUGGCAUACUCUCAAACUACGGAUACAUCUAACACUAAAAGACAGUCACAUGUCAGUGGUGGUGGAAUUCACCCACAUGUAGAAUCAAGAAACAUUCCUAUUGGACCUCUUAGAACAGUUACUAUUUUCCCUGAAGAUAAACGACAAAUUAUUGGUGAUACUUUUGUGCGUGUUGCCCAAGAAGUAUGGACUGAACUUCAGUUAGAUCCUAGUAGUUUAAUGCUCUGCCAAGGAACAUUGAGGCCUGAUCUAAUCGAAUCUGCAUCUCAUUUAGCUAGUCAACGAGCAGAUACAAUUAAGACUCAUCAUAAUACAACCACACUGGUCCAGAUUUUACAGAAGCAGGGUCGGGUUGUUGAACCACUUUCGGAUUUCCAUAAGGAUGAAGUUAGACAGAUUGGUAGACAACUUGGACUUCCAGAGACUAUUGUCAACCGACAUCCUUUUCCUGGUCCAGGUUUAGCAGUUAGAAUUUUAUGUGCUGCAGAACCAUAUAUUGAACGAGAUUUUUCAGAGACAACAAGUCUUAUAAAAAUGAUCUCUGGAUAUCAUCAAAUGUCGCAAAAGCCUCAUGCACUUUUAAACAAGAUCAAUGCUGCUGCUAGACCUGAAGAACAACAACGUUUAUCAAAAAUUACAGCAAAUCGGUCUCUAGCCGCCUAUGUUCUACCUAUUCGUUCAGUUGGAGUGCAAGGUGAUCAUCGUACUUAUAGUUAUGCUUGUGCUUUAUCUAGUUCAACUGCUCCAGAUUGGGAUGCCCUUUCGUUUUUAGCUAAUUUAAUUCCGAGGAUAUGCCAUAAUAUCAAUCGCGUAGUAUAUAUAUUAGGACCACAAGUUGUUCAUCCAGUAAAUGAUAUUACAAUUACUUACCUUCGAGAACCUGUUAUCGAUACUCUCCGAGAAGUCGAUGACAGGGUUAUGUCAGUACUUCAUAACAAUGGUUGUAUGAACAGCGUUGAUCAAAUGCCAGUUGUUCUUAUACCGAUUCAUUUUGACCGUGAUCCAAGUCAAGUAGUAUCUAUUCCCUCUAUUUUACGGUCAGUUGUACUCAGACCUGUGAAAUCAGCUGAUUUCAUGACUUGUAUUCCUGCUGUUCCCGGUGUUCAUAUUCCAGAAGAUGUUGUUUACAAAAUGCAGAAAGCAGCUGAAGAAGUACCUGGAAUAUCUCGAGUUUUAUACGAUCUUACUUCGAAACCACCAGCAACCAUUGAAUGGGAGUAAUUAGUAAUAUUAUUCUCUUAGUUUAUGUGUGUAUGUUUCCGUUCUGUGUCUUUACAAUUUCUUCAAGAGAUUAUCCUCUAAUUUCUUUAUAUCUGCACAGUUAGCAUCAUAGUAACAAAGUGAAUUUCUCGAUCAUGCGUUUAUGACACUGUUGUUGUUAUACAAUACAUUUUCGUUUGAGCUUAUUUCAAUUCUCUAUCAAUAAUGAAUAUAAAAAAUCUUACUGUAUAACCUGUUUUUUUUGUUCUCAAAAGUCCUGCUUUGUUUCUAUUCUUCACCCUCUAUUCAUUAAAUGUAUAAGAUUUGCUGAUUGAUAAAAUUGACUUGUUUUUUUUUAAAAAGAUAGCGGUACCUUAGUUGUUCAGUUGAAAGCUCUUACAUUUUGUCAUAUAUCAUAUGCAGUGUUUUUGUACACAUGUAUGGAUCAGUAUCGUUAACACAUUAAUUACAAUCAAUAUAUAAAUCAGUAUUGCUUUAUUCUGGAUAAUAAAGUAAAUUUUAUGUGGAAGCUUCCUGUUCAAUGUUUAUAUUUUGAAUUAAGUUGUAAGACCGUUAUCUAAAGGCAAAAUGUUUUCUUCAAAUGAAUCAUAUAUUAUGCUCAUAUUAUAAUGUAAUAAUCUUAUACUUUAUGUGAUACUAACAGUUAUCA
This is a messenger RNA of Schistosoma intercalatum, 2915 nucleotides long. Lineage: Eukaryota; Metazoa; Platyhelminthes; Trematoda; Strigeidida; Schistosomatidae. The record is from the annotation of a GenBank genome assembly.